This is a messenger RNA of Medioppia subpectinata, 2304 nucleotides long. The record is from the annotation of a GenBank genome assembly. NCBI's taxonomy places the organism in Eukaryota, Metazoa, Arthropoda, Arachnida, Sarcoptiformes, Oppiidae.
AAUUUGAAGACCAGUACUGAAGCGCAAGAGUUUAAUAUUUGCAAAUCAAUGAUCACCGGAUUGUCCCUCAGAUGCGGUGAUAAUGCGACACAAAUUGUUCACAAAAUGAUCGCCAAAUGGGAAGACUUCAACAUAAACUCAAAACAUAUCGUUGGAGUGGAUGUACUGAAAGACAAUGUGCUGAUCAUAACCGCCGCCACUCCUGAAGCCAAUCAAAAAUUGUUAAAAUCCGCAAAAAAUCAUUUGAAAACUAAUCCAAGCAUUAAAUGGACUGAAAUGGAAGGAUAUGAAUUGGUGUCGGGUUUUGGUUGGAGUUUGAAAAUACAGGAACCAAUUGCUGACAACAGAAGAUCUGUUAUUAAAGGCUUUAAGUCAAGAAAAGAAGACAAUGUGUUGGAAAACAUUAAAUCUUUGGUUAAUUCUUGGAAUGACAGAAAAGUUUGCGCCGAUUCUGUUGUUUCUGUUGAAAGAAAUACAAAACAACAACUAAUUGAUGGAAAGGUUAACCUUUUUGUGACGGCUGUCAGCGCCGAAGCGUCUAAAGCACUGGUCAGAGCCGCCAAAUAUCAUCUCAACCCCAAUAGUGGCAUAAAAUGGAAACGAUAUAAACAUAUGUCUCGAAACGUCGGCGAAGACAUGGAUGACUAUAACUGCAAAUCAGUGAUCAAAGGAUUGGUGACCAGAAGUGGCGAAAAUCUAACAGAAAUGGUGUGCAAAAUAGUAGACGAUUGGGACGACAACUCAGUUACCGGUAAUUCUAUAGUUCGUGUGGAAACCAAUUCAAGACAGCGAAGAGAGGACGGAGACCAACAACCGGUCAAUUUGUUUGUCACUGCACUCAAUCCAAAGGCCAGUCAAGCGCUAGUUAUGGGCGCAAAACGCCAUAUAAGAGCCGAACAUAAGAUAAAAUGGACUAAAUAUACGCCAAGAGAUGUGUCACGAAGUUCUGAAGCCGUCUCUAACUAUAAUUCCGAUGACAGCGACAGUGAUUUGAGUGAUAGUAGUUUCUAUUCCACGUCAUCGUCAGCUCAUUUGAAUCUAAUGUCAAACGCGUCCAAAACUAUGCCUCAAAAUCAAGACAUUUGCGGCACAUCUUAUGAUAAUUCUGUUUCUAAUUGUCUGUCAAUUAUCACUGGUUUGAAGAUUAGUUGCUAUCAAAAUGCCGUCAAAACUGUGCGUAAACUAGUGUUCAGUUGGAGUAACAGCAAAAUUAAUGGUAAUUUUAUUGUCAAAGUGGAGCCGCAGUGGAGAUCACCGCCACAUAGAGAGUCCGUUCCGGCCCUUAUAGUGACCGCUUCCAGUCCUCACAGAAGUCGAGUACUGAUCGCCGGCGCAAACAUGCAUUUAAAGCCCAGUGAAGGCAUUACUUGGACUGAAUAUAAACCACAACAAAUCGGACCACAAUUACAAAGACAAGCGUUGGCCAGAAAUUAUAUGAUAAGCACACCUAAUGUGUCAAUGAAUCCAAUGAAUGGUUUAGCGCACUAUCAGUACUGGCAAUCGGUUCCCGUUUGGCAAUUCCUGCCAUUACAGGCACCCCUUCCUCUUAUUCAGCCCACAGUACAAACUUUGCCGCACAAUAACGUCAAUCUAAGUCCACAAACGGUCUCUUCUAUACCCUCGACCUCUACAUCCAAUCGUAGUAUUAAAGCACACAAUAUAUUCAAAACCGAUGACAACAUUGUGUCAAACAGUCGGAUGUCUGUAAUUAGAGGACUGUUUACGAAGGCUGACGACGACAUCACCAAAAUUGUGAGACGAGAGGUAAUGAAUUGGAGGGAAAGCCGAACGAAUGGCAACUUUAUUGAGAAAGUGGAGAGAGAUUCGCGUUAUGUGGGAAUCGAUGGAAAGGUUCCGUUGUAUGUGACGGCAAAGUGUGCCAAGACUUGCAAAGCGCUCAUCAGUUGUGCCGAUAAGCUUUUGGAUCGGAGCAAAGGCAUCGUUUGGACUCACGUUAACGCACGGCACGAGUCGUCGAGCCCUCAAGACGUGGACUCUUCUCACGGCGACCAUCAAAGUCGGGCCAAUCAUCCGAACCGUAUGUUUGUUAUCUGCGGCCACAGUACCAAACAUACCGAUGACGUCCUACUAAUGGUUCGCCAACUCAUCACUUGUUUCGAGAGCAGCGAAAUCACCGCCGAAGACAUCGUCGCCGUCACCCGUGACUACAAAUACAGGUCACGCGACGGCUCGGCUAUGCUUUUCGUGACCGCCAAAGAUGUCACUAAAAAGCGUCUGAUUCUCGAAAUGACCAAAAGCUUGGAUUCAAAGCUCGCUUUCAAAGACUACAUUGGAUUCAAACAC